GGCGUUCAGGCCAGAUGCUAAGCGCCUUUUGUGACGACUUUUGUGUGUGCGUGUAAGAUGAUCGACGGCUCUCUGCAGACAGACACAUGCAAUGGAUGCGGGCAUGAGUCAACGACAGAGUCCGUGGAAAAAAUGAGGGCCGCAUACAUACAUAUCAAUUCAAUUAGUCCAGUGAAAAAAGACAGAUAAUCACAUUCAUCCAUUCGAUCACCCCCCCACAUCAUAUCAUAUACCCUCACACAACACAACACAACACAACACAACACACCGAACUCAGCUCUCAACCCCAUAUAUAAUGCGGUCAGCCAGCCAGCUAGGGGUGCAGUGCCACCUGCAUCUCGUGUGUCUGCACCUCACACACGUCCAGUGGCCGGAAGGACGCACCACCCAGGGCAUGCCGCCCAACCCACUCCUUGAUCUCCUGUGGGCUGCCCGCAGCCACCAGACCCAUGGCUGAUGAGGCCUCGAUGGUCACUUGACCCUGGCUGCCUCGUCGCAAGCUCCUUUGCGGUGACGGCGAGUCGGACACCUGCACUCACUCAUCCAUGGGGGGGAGAGGGAGACAAGAGAGAGUCUGUGAGUGAAUGUGUGAAUGGCCGCGUCUCUUUGGCGGUGUCGUGCGUUGGUGCAUGCCGAUGGUUGAAAGUGGCUUGGGGUUCCCUCGGUCAGGUUGUCUGGCCUGGACAAGAGCACCCACAUCUUGGCGCACACGUCAUCGAACAGUUCACGGAGCGACGCGGGAUCGCUGCAGCAGACCACGGCGAGACAAACAGGUAUACGCAGUCGGUUUCACACACAUCUGCACACACGUUGACUCAUUGUCUGACCUCUGCUGCGGCUUUGGCAGCGAUGCGAGCCGCUGCUUCCAAGCGCCGACAAUCGUCUAAGCAGAUAAGAUACACACAGCCCGUUGCGCCACACCACGCUUCACAUGCAUGCCUUUCCUUGUUGUCAAGCACCUGUCUAACGUCAGGGUCGGCGAGCACACUCGGCAGCAUCCUCAGCCCCGAAGGACCACCAACGGGCGCCACAAACCCACCCAUGGGCAACAGAGGGCCCUGCGGCACAGCCGCCUGCUGCUGCUGCUGUCUGGCCUUCCUGGUUGCCGUGGGACUGACGGACGAUGUGAGCCCCAGUGAUGCCCGCGUGCUGUUUAGGUUGGGGGGCGGCGCGGCACCUGAGUGCUCUGCAACGCUGUGGCACCCUGCGUGACGUGACCGCGACACAGAGAGAUGGAUGCAUGAUCGAUUACAUGUGGCUUGGCUGUCGUGUACAGAACAUACAUGCGAGAUGGAAUUGGUGCAUAAGUGGCAGGACGACCCGUGGAAUGACUCCGAAGGGCGGGAGUGUGAUCGCCGCCAGGCUGGCCAUCGCCUCUGCCCCAAGCCGGGCCUCGGGCACCGCAUCCACCGUCAGCCUACACGAUACGACCAUCAACCAACACGACACCGUGGUGACCAGCAGCAACUGCGUCCCUCUUCCCUUGUCUGUCCUAACGUUGAUUUCAGCAGGGGUGCGUGGGGGCUUCCCGUGGUUGCAGAUGCCGUGACCUGCCCGCCCACGGCCCCCACAGGCAGCAAGACGCUCAAGCCCCUCCGCUGCGACCCCUGCAGACGGGGAAUGCUCUGCGCGUCCAGCCCCACUGUGUGCUCGACUGUGCCGCCCUGCAGAGAAAUCUCGUGCUUUUGUUGUUGCAGCUGCUGGGGGCUGGAGGGCGCCUUGCCUGCCCCUGCACGAGACAGCGGAAGGCUUGACAGGGGCAGCUUCGCCCAACCGCAGGCAAUCUGGUGAUAAAUGAAGCUGGUGCAUCAUUGUGUGUGAAUGCUAGUGUGGGCGAAUGAGACUCGCCCACCUGAACGGGCAGCGGGGAGGAGCCGCCGUUGUGGUCUGCUGGCCUGUCAGGUGCUGGAGCUGCCGGGAUGGCGGGCUUCAGGAGGUGCUUGACGACCCGCAGCGAUGCUUCGAAGAGCAGCGAGCAGCAGUCGAUGAGCCUCCUGUCCUCGCCGGUGGAUGGCAGGUGGAGGAUGGCCAUGCUGUCGUCAGUGCGGCCUGAUGCGCCACUGCUGCGGAAUGACCAAGUGUCGGGCGACUGCGGAGACACGCUCGCUCCGAACACGCAACUGCCACUCUGUCACAAACACACAUCGCAUACACAUAACUAACAUACAUGCCCCCACGCAUUGCAUUGCAUUGACAGGCGUGCCGUGCCGUGCCCCCCCACCUGGUAUUGCCUGGUGUGCUCGUUGUACACGGUGAUCCGCAGCUGUCUCCCGCAGACCUGCCACGUCCCAUCGAUGGGCUCCGCCACGGGCCGCCCUUCCACGUCUCGAAAGGGCGACGGUACGCCCCUCAUGCUCUCCAGCACUAGCCCCACAAACACCCCCACAUCCCGCCUCUUGGACUUCUCCUUGGGCUUGCCACGACACAAGCCGCGUCUCUCCGCUUUAGGGACAAUGCGGUUGGGAAAGAGGUGUGUGUGGAUGAGGGGGUGGGCCGUGAGGAGACCGCUGCUGUCCGAGGCGGCCGUGGGUGGCAGCGCUGAGGGGCGGGGGACGGCGGGAAGGCGGCGGAAAUGAGGCGGCAGGCCGACCAGCGCCCCGACGUAUGCGUCCAAACGGAGCCGGCGAGAGUGGCUGAAUGAAGGGACGAUCAGGAUCCAUCUAUACAUUCGUUCUGUCGUGUCUGUCUCUGUGGCGUGGCGCCAGAGCCCACCUAAAUUUGAGGAGCGCGGCAGCGGUAGCCACAUCUUGGACCGCCUCGGUGUCUCUGGCUUCCUCCUCUUGAAUGAGGGACAUGAACUCGUCUAUGUCAACCGUCGCAUUUCUGUCACGGUCGGCGGCGUUGAAUAUCGCCGAUGUCUCCGCAUCAGUGAGGGACACGUUGCACCGCUUCAGAGCGGUCGACAGCUCCUCGCGCGUCAGCCGACCGUUCUUGUCCAGAUCCGCUGCGUCAAACGCCUCCCGAGCCUGUUACACACACACACACACACACACACGAACGAGCAUUCGAUUGGCGCGCUUCUCUUUUCUCUUUAGCUGUGCUGUACCUGUUGGUAGAAGUCUUGGUCCUGUUUAAGUGCCUGCUGCACGUAUGGGGUCAUCAGUGCCCGAAUCUCAGCGGCGUCGAGCCGUCCGUUGCCGUCCCGAUCGGCCGCUGCGAUGAGUCUCUCCACUUCCCAUUGAGGCACCUCACAACCUGGACACGGCCCAAGCAAGCGUCUCGUGUGUGGAUGAGUUAAGUCCGCCUUUCUGUGUCUCCCCCACCGAGGGAUAGCAAGGCGAGGCGCAGCUCACUGCUGUCGAUGGCGCCGUCAUUGUUGGUAUCAAAAUGUCGAAAGACCACCCUGUGUAUCUCUGCGUCCAUCUGCUGCUCCAGCCGCAACUGGGCCGCCACACGCCGCAGGGUAAAGGCAAACUUCUCAGCUGGUACUUGAUCACGACAGCCACCAGUUGUUCGACACAGGAAGGCCACGAUCUCCGAGCAAUCACUGAGAUGGAUCUCCGCCUUGUGGUGAGACGACAGUCGAUGCAGCCCAUCGGCUCUGAGCAUUCUCUGCGGGGACGAUGGCUGGCUUAUGGCGUGCUGCUCGCAGGCCUCGAGCGUUCUUGCAAAAGACCAGCCAUCAAAGUGCUGUGCCAGAGGCCGCAGAGCCCGCAGCGCAUCCUCAUAAGCGUCACGGAGGUACUGCUCGAACACAGCCAGGUCGAUGUACCGAUCGUAUUCCGACCGGCCGUCUGCCGCACGACCGCCGAUCUGCAGGAACGCCACUGCAUCCUGCACCUUUCGCGUCGCCUCCUGGUCCACUCCCACCGAAAUGCUGAAGUAAGACCUCAGAACUUCCUGAAGCUGGUCGGCUGCCAUCAUGCGGCUCGAGAGCGUCGCAGCUGCAGCUGCGUGUCUCUCCGGCGAGACUUCAGCCUGAACCUGCAUUUGGAAGGGUGCGAUGGCACCUUCCACCGACGGCACCCUCGUCUUGAUUUGUCGACACAGCCAGAUGACGGCGGCCUGCCCCCGGACCUGCCAGUCUGGCUGUUCGCCGAAGUGUGGUGAUGGGAGUGUAUGAGCGGCGUCGGCAGGUUGGCGGGGCGGCGGGACAACUUGGAAGGGCGGGGAAGGGGUCCGGGGAGGUGCAGGGGGGAGGGAUGAGGGAGCAGGCACGAGGGCGUCAAGCAGAUGUGUGGAGAUCCAUCCAGAGCAGCUGGGAUCCAGGUACCUGCAGCACGUGAUGAGGGGGGGGGCGUGUUGAAUGCUACCUUCUUGUCAUUGCUCACUGCUGCAUGGCACGGAUCUCGAAGGCUUCGAAGUCGAAUCCAAGCUCCAUCCACAAAGACGCAAUCUCACGCCUACAGAAGUGACGACAACGCCUCAGGUCAGAUAAGCAGCACACACGCAGAUGGGGCCGCUGCGCUUACGUCAUGAGUGCAUCUCCUGAGGGUGUCGCCAUGCCUCUCCGUGCAGCCGUUUGGCCCAUCGCCUGGCUCAACGUCAUCUGGUCCUGCUCCAACAAAUCUCGCUGCGCACUGAGGAGCAGUUCUCGCACGCCCCGCACUGUUUGGCUGGACAUGACGCCCAGCAACCCAAACCCAUCGCGGAUGUCUGGUUGACGGAGGUGGGUGCCGAGGGCCUUCAGGUGCUUUGAUGCAGCCGAGGCAAUGGCGUCAGGGCCUUCACGGUCCGGCAGGAAGGCCGCCACGUCCGGUGACCGUCCGAUGAUUGCCUGGACGUGAGAUUGGAUCGCGUCGACAGGCAUGGGGGGCUGAAACGAGGCCGUGAGAAGGCCAUGCAGCUGUUUCAGGGAAUAAGGGAGAGACAGGUUGGUCAGGAGUGCGUGAAGAGCAGCAUAGGUAAGGGGCAGAUCCAGUGCGCCUUGGAAGCCUUGCCAUGUGACCGAUGGCUGACCGAGGUCGCGGGCGUAGUCGAAGAAGCUCUGCGUCUCUUCCUUGCUGAAGGUGGAAGACAGUGGGCUCGCCCGCACGGCCUCCUCCAGAGUGCUUAUAUUCUUGAACAGCACUGCUGACGGCGAGCUCACGAGAGGCACCUGCAGCUGAAGUCGUCGCAUUUUCAUGGACGCCUCGAGUAUCUGGAAAGGGAGCUCACAGCUCAGCGCGCGAACCGCAGCGUCGAUACCGGCAGUGUCAGGGCGGCCGUGUCUCUGUGUCGCCGAGGAUUGGUCGAGCAGGGCCAUGGUGAACAGGCCGGAAGCCACUUGCAUGAGCGACUUCGUGUCGCUUGCAGAAUCGCUCAUCAUGUCCCUUGUUGGAUCGCUCAACAAUGACUCGGUCAUGCUCAACCAGCUGGUUCGAGUCAGCUCCCGAGAUGGUCCCAAAUGCACUCGAAGCCAUUCACGCACCACUUCAGCACUGCUCUCCUCGCCGACCCGAGGGCUCAUGCGGGAAGAGCUGAGCUGGGCGAGCUCAAUCUCCCCUCUCAGCUUCGACACUGCAGUGUUGUUUGCAGCCAACAGACAGUCGCGAAGCGCCAAGGGAGACGCGGCACCAACCUUCGUCAGCAGAUGGGCGACGAUAGGGCCCUCGAGGAUUGCCGGGGUCCGCGUGCGUAAGAAGUCCAUGAGGUCGGCUUCAUUCCACUGUGCUGUCGCUUUCUCCUUCUCUGCCUCUUCACAUUCUUGACUGAACCGCCGAAUAGCCGCCUCCUCUCUCUCCCCGUGGCGCCUUGCGUGAAGGAUGAGUCUCAUGCGCACAACCCACAGCACCGAAGAGCCAGCCAGAAUACCCCCGAGAAGGAUAUCGGUGCCGACGUCUGGUAAUGGGGCAGGAGGAACGGGUGUCGGGGGUAUGGGUGGCUGGAUCGCGGGAGGCGACGGCUCAGAAAUAGGCGGUGGCUGCGGCUGUGGAUGUGGCGGGACUUCCCUUUCUGGGGCGAGGUCGUGCAGUGCUUUUCGGAGCUCUCUGAGUGCGAUAGUGUUGCUGCCGUCGCGAUCGAGAUACCCGAAGAGCUUCUGGCCACUGAUCGACGACACACGUAUCUCCCUGCACAGCCUCAGAAACUCCUCUCUGUCCAGCGUCCGGCUGCCGUUCUCAUCAAGAUGAUCAAAUGCACUCUUGACGCUGCCAUAGCACUCGAUGAGGCGCCCUCUGAACUCCUGCAUGGCUUCUCUCCGUUCUGAGUCCUCGUCAGACUCAAUGGCACUCAGUGAUUGGACGUCGUCGGGGCUGCCGCUCAUCGAUGUGGAUUGCUGCGGCGGCUGUGGUGCCGCCAUCUCCUGCGGUGGCUGCACCCUUAUCUGAGGGGCCGAGGGAGGGGGAGGGGCUAGUGCUUCCUGCCGCGGCUUGACAGCAUCGGUGUCCAGUGGGGCUUGCUGUAAGAGGUCCAUGACCUGCUCGAGAGUAAUCACACCGUCCUGCUCUUCGUCAACGAGGAUGAAGAUAAGUCGAGCCACGACACUGCGAAGGUCUGCCUCGCUGGCCCCUUCCACGUCAACCAGGGCUUCCAUGUCCAUGAACAGCGACGACGCGUCCACCCCAACGGUUAACAUCGCAAACGCCUGUGCCAGGAGGUUGGAGCUCAGGAGGGUGGUGGGGGUGACCUCUGCCCUCAUGACCGUUGACAGCGCGUCCUCCAGGGCCGACAUCACUCGGCUUCCGUAGUGCUCGUCGAGACACAGCGCGAAACGAGUGACGAGCUUGCCGUAGUCGACUCUCAUCGCGAUGGCCCAGUCAGGGUGUGACUGCGCAAAAGGGAGCAUCACACGCUGAUUGAAGAUGCGCAGGACGGCAGCAAAAGGCGUCGGAGCCGACAGAAGCCUUUCUCGUGACGACGCCCUCUCCGGCCGUUUCUUCCUAAGGGCAGUCUGCAGCUCGUCGGCUGUGAUGCAGUUGUCCCUCUUGCUGUCGAUGAGAGAGAACAGGGUCAUGGCGUCACCAAUGCUGAUACCCAUUAGCAUCAAGCGAUCGACCACGUCGCCCAAGCCAAGCUUUGUCCCAGUUGUCUUCGGGGGAGCGCCGCCGUAUGUGGAUGUUCGCACAUGGGCACGCUCAGCGGCCUCGAAUGCAUCCCUUAGUGAGGCGUAGUGCUGCAGCACAAGGUCACGCAGCUUGUUGACCAGCGCUGCUCUCUCCUCCACUGAGGGCCUCCGUUCGAGGUCGAACGACGUCUCCGAGGAGAACGAGGACGCCCCUGCAUCAACACAACACAGUAGACCAGAACAGGAUUGUUGAAUGAUUGCUUACACUGGGCGCAGGCGAUGAGAUGUCGAGCUUGGUCUCUCGUCAGCUCUCCCUUGCCUUCAACAUCCAGUGCUCUGAACACGGUACUGAAACAGCUGUCCGUCGUCCGUGCGAACACGUUGCAGCGCCUCAGCCACCGAUCAAUUUCAGCCGAACUGACGGUAGCUGGCGAUGUGUCGAGCGAAUCAAAGGCCUUUUGGAGCGUGCCGAAUCGGUCAAGCAGCCGACGCCGCAGACAGACAAUCACAGCCGACUCUACAGACAGAAGCAACAAAUCAACCAACCAACAUCGAUGGCCUUCGCCCUAUUUGGUCCAUGUUGUUGUCGUGUUGUACCUUCACUCUUUGGAUCAGGAAAGACAGCCUGCACUCUGCUGUGACUGUCCCCCUUCAGCUGCAAGUCUAGCAGGUCGUGUAACUCACCCCAGUCACCGAUCGCCGCCCACCCAGCGUCAGCCGGGCGGUACACGUACGUAUAGCGAGACGCUCUGCGGCCGCUAUCGUCACCUCUUCGGCCGUUGGUUGGCACAGAGGCUGCCUUUGCUGAUGCUAUUUGGGUCUGGCGAGGCGCUGAUCCGCCCGCGAGCGACUCGAACAGGUCAUCUGCAGGGCUGGUCCCAUGCGUGUCUAUAUGAAGCAUUUCAACCCGCACGCCCCACAGCUGCAGAGCGCGGGAGAUGGUGGCUGGCGACACGGGAGAGCGGGGCUGUACGUCCGUUCCAGCAUACAACAUUCGAAAUGCCUCAUCAAGGGAGAAGAAACGCACCAGAAUGGCCUCUCUCAAAGCUUCCAACGCAGUGCCUGCGACGACGCCAGCAAGAAAGGCGCACCCGUAGUGUCUCUAGUCUAUGAUUGUGUGUCGCCAGACCUUGCGGCAGGAUUGCUGACGUCCUGCGCAUCGCUUGUACAAGCUGGUCGACUGUGACAAGUCCAGAGCGGGAGUCAUCCAGGGCCGCCAUCAGGUCGGCCACGUCCGCGUCUCCUCGCUUGAAGAGGGCAAUGGAGAGUCGCUGGAGACCCUCAAUGGGCAUGGGAUCAUCAACACCGUAGCCAAAGUCUGGUGGGUGGAUGUCGACAAGGGAAUGUGUGCAAUGCAUAGACACGGCGAUCAGCCUGCAUUCCUGACCUUGAGCGGUGCGUUCAAGUACCGAGGAGGGCUCGCUCGUGGUCAACGUGCUUAGCGAAUACUUGAAGCGACGAAGGGAAGUGGCAGCGCUACCUGAUCCGAGAGACGACGUCACACGACGUCAAGAGAAUGUCGGCCUGAAUCCGUUACCUUCUGAAAUCCUAUCGCCAGCCGCCUCCCUGUGGGCCCACAGGGCCCACCGCACCUCGUUCACACUGACACUGCCCUCACUGCCCCGCUGCGCAAGAGCACUCCGCAGCGGCUCAAAGCAUCGCGGGACAGCCUGUCGUCUCCUCAUCUCACUCAGCAGGCUUAUGACCGCCCAGCACAAUGCAUCACGGUCCCAUUCUGCCUCUGGCACCUGAUCGAGACUUGGGAAGUAGAGGUGUGGGAGCAAGCCCGACCACUGAGUGCCGUCAAUCGGCGCAGACUGCACGCAUGUGACAAGAUGCCGGCGAGUGGUUGAUGAAUGCACCAUGUACCUUUCUGCAUCACUUACUGGUUGGAGUCUCGUUUUUGUCUGCAGGUGCUGCAUGGCAGCCUCAAUGGUGGGAUGCCGCUGCAGGAUGCGACGACGCAACCCCCGCAGCCAAGACACUCCUGGCGUUGUCACACAGACAGACAGACAGACGAUUGUGUCUCACGCGCAAGGGCGAGAGUGUGCGUGGGCCCACCUACCUUGUGAGUGUGUCAUUAUCCGUGUCUCGCGCACCGGCGGGGCUUCGGCAGCUGCCUGUGCUGCGGGAGGCUCGGCCUUCACGGCCCUGCUAAUGCCCCGUCGUAACUCAUCGAAAGUCACAACACCGUUCUGCUUGACAUCAAGCUCUCUGAAGAGGCUCGAUGCCGCUGCAUCGUCGAUGUCUCUGUCGAGGUCCAAUCGCUGGAGAGAUCGGCAGAACUCUAGCCGCGUCAGCCUGUGGGCAGACGAGCGCCAUGACAUACGCAUGGCAUCAUCUCUGUCUGGUUCAUUCCCUUUCCUCUUUGACUCACCGGUCAUCAAAGUUCUCAUCCAUGCGAAGAAACGCCUUGUCGAGUGUGCCGAACCGACGCACAAGAACAUCACGCAGCUCGACCAGAGACAGAGGAGGGGCUGCAGAUGGCGGCUGAGGAGCAGCGACAGGCGAGACGGCAGCUGAGACUGCCGGCGUCUCUCUCGGACGAAUGACCCCCUGCUGCUGUGCCAUGGCUUGAGCCCUCUCAAACUGAGACGCCAUGUCCUGCUCGCCCCUCCCCCUCGCCGGCACAUCAUAUUGUGGCUCCCCAUCUCUGUCCCGGCCCUCGUCGUGACGAUCCACCUCCCCAGCACGCCGACGUGCCCCCACGUCCUCAUAGCUCUGGGUGGCCUCCUUACGGAAGGUCAUGGGCGCCUCAGGCAUUGGGUGGUAGGGUUCAGAUGGCUGUGUUGCGAGGGGCGGCGGGUGAAGCGGCAUCUGAUAAAGUGGCUGUUGUUGCUGUGCUGGAUAUGGCUGUUCGUCUGCUGCUGUGAGUGAGUAUGUGGCCUGCGGGGAGUAGGGGGGCGGGGCGGGACCCAUGGCUGGGGCAGCGUACGCGGUUGGGGAAGGGAGAGGGGCAGAUGGAGGAACGGGCGGGGGCUGCGAGGGAGGGGGAUAAACCGAAGGCUGUAUGAGAACAAUGUAGAAUGACGUUGAUGUUGCAUCGUGCUCACCACCGCUCACCUGCACAUCGUGACGGCCUGGGUGGGCGGAGACCGGCCGUCCGUGUGUAGGGGGUGCGGGUCGACCAUAAAUCUCCCACAUGUCCCCCUCGAGGUCCCCCUCGUCGGCUGAGUCGUCCCACACCUCCGCGAUGUCCUCGGGGAUGUCGUCCUCAAAAUCGUUGUCAUACUCACCGGACAUGCCGAGCCGGGACUACCAGAAGUAUAACAGAGAAACAAGCCAAGCAGAUCAGGGAAAGUCGUAGACGCUCUUUGAGACAAACACACCCAGAUCACUUGACAGUCUCAGAAGUUUGACGUCCAAGGCAGCUGUUUCAGCGUCUCGUCACGAACACACCUCGAAACACCCAAGGAACACCCUCUUUCUCCUGUGCGUAGAACACUUCAUCAAUGUUCUUGUUGUGUAACACUGUUGUGUAACUGUUGCCGCCAAACAGGUUAGUACCUGGAUUUGGUGCUUGUUACCUGGAUUCGCUGCUUGUUUUGCGG
Vitrella brassicaformis is the source of this 10476-nucleotide messenger RNA. NCBI's taxonomy places the organism in Eukaryota, Vitrellaceae. The record is from the annotation of a GenBank genome assembly.